AGUACACCCCAAAACGCUUCCAAUUGAAAGGCGGGAUAUUUAUACCCAAAGGGGCUGCCUAUUUCCCGUAUUUACACAUUGGACAGGCAAUCAGACCUAGAGCCGCACAGUUUCUAUCUCGGUAAUCGGCAACGUCUUUUUUUUUCCGAUUAGGGUUUCAAUCUCCGCAGUAAAAUGGCAGAUUACUGGAGGUACGGUGACGUUAGGCCACCGGCGGUAGCUAUUCCACCCGUCCUUGCUAAGCGACCUCGAUCCGAAUACGAUCCUACAAGUGGCCAUGACUUGCAUGGGUAUUAUGCUGGCGAUGAUGGAAGGGGAGUUCAUCGGGUCAUUCGAGAUACUGAUCCUUUGGGGGCAUCGUAUGACCGUUAUCUGCAAGGCGCGAUGUCCGCAUAUGGUGUGGGUGAACCUGCUAGAUCACUGGGUGGUGCAAUUGGUGGGCAUCCUGGUGAGGAUCCACGUGCCUUGGGGAUUGUAGGGCCAGACCCUAUGAGUGCAAAAGCCAGGGCAAUGGGAGUAGUAGGUGGAGUUGGCAGAACAGAAAUCCCUCUCCCUCCAGAUGCUUCCAGUACACUCUAUGUGGAGGGCUUACCCUCUAAUUGUACUCGACGUGAAGUGUCUCACAUAUUCCGUCCCUUUGUGGGUUAUAAAGAAGUACGACUUGUAACAAAGGACUCCAGACGUCCUGAUGGCGAACCAUUGGUUUUUUGCUUUGUUGACUUUGCAACUCCAGCCCAUGCUGCUACUGCUAAGGAAGCCCUUCAAGGUUAUUUGUUUGAUGAGCUCGAACGUGAUUCCGUUACCCUAAGGCUGCAGUUUUCCCGCCAUCCUGGUGCACGGCCAGGUGGUGGACCCCGUGGAAGACGUUGAAACCCUAAUCAUUUGUGCAGGACCCACUCGAAUUGCGAUAUAACAAUAGGGAAAGACGUUUUGCCAGCGUUGCAGGGUUUCUUUUGCGAUAUCUACGCUCAAUCCGACAUUCUGACGCUGCGGUUUCAUUAGGACAGACCAGUCAGUUCAGUGGGAAGUUUGUUAUUCGAAGAACUAGUAUGUGUUUUAAAAAAUUUGUGACCUCCUUUUGCAACGCUUUUUUCCUCUCUAUGAGGUGUAUUGGACAACGCUCUAUUUAUAAUUUAUUCCUAGAUGAACCUAGUAAGUUUGGUUGCGGUUGUAUUUUGGUGUGUUAUGCUUUUAAAAUUGAGUUGAAUCAAGUUAUAUGCUGUACUUUUUCCUAUGAUGCACUCGGGUUUUAAAAAUCAUUUGCUGGCCUCACUUAGGUUUAGUUGGAAACUGAUUUUGGGGGGGGGGGGGUUAUCUACUUGAUUAGGUGGAAACAACACUGGAUGUUGUAUUUUCAUCGGCAUGUGUUGGUAGAGGAAAUAUCUAUGUUCGGCUUACCCAUAGAUUCUACUCUUGAGUGGGGUAAAACCGUAGGCUGUUUGGUUUUCAGUCAAAAAGAUACCUCCUCCGUCCACAAAAUAACUUCCUGGUUACUAUUCUAUACUUUUGUCAAUUUUGUUUCUUUGUGUGUUUUCAUGCGUGAUUCAUUAAAAUAAAGUAUUUUGGUCACAUUUUGUUUUAUAGAACUUUGGUACUUUUGAAGCAUGUAAUUUUGUAUUUUUUAUUUCUAUACCAAUUUGUGAGUUAAGUACUUUCAAAAGAGAGGAUUUUGCACGUUCUUCGAAAUGGGAAGUUAGUUUGUGGAUGGAGGGAGUAUAAUCAUUUCUGCUUUCAGUCUACCUAACCUAUGCUUUUCAAAUAUAUACGAACUCGUUUGCAUCAUCCUCAAUGGUGAAUCAGUGAGAGUCCAAAUUGUAUCGGAGAAUCAUGUCUUCUAUGGACCUUUCCAAUAGUGUGAUAUGCUAGUUACCAUUUAAUCCUAAAAAUCCAUCCUUGUUAAAGUGAAAAUUUACAUUACUGUGUGUAAUAUGAUGUUAUCUGUAUGAGAUUCCUUACCCUAUUGAAGAAUACUAUACUCUUAUGAAAGUUUUCUCAUGUCCCAUGUGUUGUUUUACCUUGAAAAUUACAGAGCAUAUGGUUUUGAGUGUGUGUUUGACAUUAUUCCAAGAGUGUUUUAAUUUUACAUGUUUGGAGGAUUUAAUUUUAGAGGAUGAUUCCAAGCUUUUGUAUUCUAU
This is a messenger RNA of Cuscuta campestris, 2135 nucleotides long. The record is from the annotation of a GenBank genome assembly. NCBI's taxonomy places the organism in Eukaryota, Viridiplantae, Streptophyta, Magnoliopsida, Solanales, Convolvulaceae.